GAAGAAAAAUCUGUUGGCUUCUCUGUUUUGGCGCUAAUCAUCACUCUUUUUUUUUGCGAUUUGCUUUUCUUCCUUCCUCAGGACUUAGGUUUGGUCAUGGUAGCCAUAACAAAGUUCCAAUUUUAAAUUAACAGCUUUUUGAAUUUUCUCAAAAUUAUUGCUGUUAUUAUUAUUAUUUUAAUGGCUUCUUUAGGCAUUGUUGAUAGCUUGAGUUCAGCUUCAACUUUAUGCCACUCUCACAAAAGGAAAACCCUAAUUCUCCUUUCAAAUCCUAAGUUUCUUCCAUCAGCUUCCUUUUUAAAAUCAAAGAAGCUGACUUUGGUUCCUAAAUUGAAACUUGUGAAGCCCAUAUCCCGCAAUUCUAGGUCGUUUCCAGUUAUCUUUGCUGUGCAAUCUAAUUUCUUGAAAGUUGUUCAAACAGCAUGGAAGGUUGGGAAGGAUGGUAUUGAUGCAGGAACUAGACUGGUCCCUGACUCUGUACCAAGACCAAUUGCAAGGAUUUCAGUAACAAUUGUUGCACUGUCUGUUUCACUCUUUGUACUGAAGUCUGUGUUAUCUACAGCAUUUUUUGCUCUGGCCACCAUGGGAUUUGUAUAUUUUGUCUUCAUCGCCUUGAACAAAGAUCAAAGGCCAAAGGGUGGUGGAACUGGAAGCACAACUUCCUCUGAAGACCCUUUAGAAGAAGCAAGAAGAAUAAUGGAGAAGUACAAGUAACAGCGGAAGGAAGGACAUGAAUUGCGAGCGAUUGCGCCAUGAGAAAAUUGAAAAGAUGUAUGUAUAAAUAUGAUAGAUAUAUAUAUAAAUUUUCAUAUACAGGUGUCCUUCUUCAUUGAAUUUAUGAUUUUAUCCUUUUGGGAAUCAUGUCAUUGCAUUCCUUGAAAUAAAUUUGAGAGUUAACAGUGUGAA
Ricinus communis (castor bean) is the source of this 906-nucleotide messenger RNA. RefSeq lists its product as uncharacterized. Bases 181 to 714 code for a protein of 177 amino acids. The transcript has 4 exons. Lineage: Eukaryota; Viridiplantae; Streptophyta; Magnoliopsida; Malpighiales; Euphorbiaceae. The record is from RefSeq and is a predicted model, not a curated record.